AUUCAUUUUAUAGUUGUUCAAAGUUUCAAACUUCAAAUACGUGGUUGAGAAGCAAAAUAUAGCUUAAUGGAUAAUCUUCUGUACGUUAGCAAAUAGCAAUUCCAAUCAGAUCGACAAGCCUCCGUCUACAGAAUAGAAACGACCCCGACCACGUCGCGUCAGUAACUUCCAUUUCCUAGAAGUCUUGUACGCGAAGUGAUCCUUCCGCCAUUUCCAACUUCUUCAGCAAUUAUUGAGUGUAGGCUGAAUAAAAUAUCGGCUUUUGAUAGAUCUUUGGUGUUCGUGUUUGGUUGAGUUGCAAUUUUGGUCAUCUUAUUGAUCUGGUGCUUUUGGGAUCAGGGACCAGAAUCUCUUUGUCGGUCUUAACAAGUUUGAAACGACGAUUCUGAAAUGAGUCAGAGAGGCUUAAUAUAUAGCUUUGUUGCGAAAGGAGCUGUUGUUUUAGCAGAGCACACAUCGUACUCGGGGAAUUUUAGCACUAUUGCGGUUCAAUGCUUACAAAAGCUGCCUUCGAAUAGCAGCAAGUACACAUACUCAUGCGAUGGGCACACAUUUAACUUCCUCAUCGAGAAUGGGUUUGUUUUUCUUGUUGUUGCGGAUGAGUCGGUUGGGAGGAGUGUGCCUUUCGUGUUUCUUGAACGGGUGAAAGAUGAUUUUAAGCAGCGCUAUGGUGCAAGUAUAAAAGAUGAGGGUCCGCACCCACUUGCUGAUGACGAGGAUGAGGAUGAUGAUCUAUUUGAAGAUAGAUUUAGCAUUGCAUACAAUCUUGACAGGGAAUUUGGGCCAAGGCUUAAGGAGCACAUGGAAUACUGUAUGAACCACCCAGAAGAAAUGACUAAGCUUGCCAAAUUGAAGGCUCAAAUAUCUGAGGUGAAGGGGAUUAUGAUGGACAAUGUCGAGAAGGUUUUGGACCGUGGGGAGAGGAUUGAGUUGUUGGUGGAUAAAACAGAAAAUUUACAGUUCCAGGCUGACAGCUUCCAGAGGCAAGGCAGGCAACUUAGAAGAAAGAUGUGGCUGCAGAAUCUUCGAAUGAAGCUCAUGGUAGGAGGAGCAAUCCUUGUGGUGAUUGUCAUAGUGUGGCUAAUGGCCUGUAGAGGUUUUAAAUGUUGAUGGAUAAAAAGCAAAAUGGAAUCAUCAGAGUAGCAUCUUGGCUGUUCUUUUCCUGUUAUAGGGUGUACAAAUUGUUAUCAUUCCUGUAGAUGGAGACUGGUGUUGGAAAUUAAAACCUUACUGCCUGUAUUACCCUGUAAUUAAACCUUGUAAUGUCUGAUGGUCUUGUUAAUCAGUUCCUAAUAUGAGAUGAUAUCUAUUGAGUA
Molecule: messenger RNA, 1316 nt
Organism: Carya illinoinensis
Lineage: Eukaryota; Viridiplantae; Streptophyta; Magnoliopsida; Fagales; Juglandaceae
Product: vesicle-associated membrane protein 727-like
Exons: 7
Coding region: 391-1110 (239 amino acids)
Biological process (GO): vesicle-mediated transport
Cellular component (GO): membrane
Source: RefSeq, a predicted model, not a curated record